Messenger RNA from Lycium barbarum (goji berry), 2022 nucleotides. RefSeq lists its product as uncharacterized. Lineage: Eukaryota; Viridiplantae; Streptophyta; Magnoliopsida; Solanales; Solanaceae. Bases 708 to 1241 code for a protein of 177 amino acids. The transcript has 3 exons. Gene Ontology annotation, molecular function: nucleic acid binding; zinc ion binding. The record is from RefSeq and is a predicted model, not a curated record.
UAAUUGAUUUGUCUUAAUAAAAAUAUCACCUAUUUUUGUUUUGGACCACUCAGUUAAGGCUUUGCUCACCCUUUUUAAUUUUUGUUGAAUGAUCCAAAAAGAAUUCCCUUCCACAUGUUGGUUCCACUGCUCUUUCACAAUAUCUUGGAAUCCUUCUUGUUCAACCCAAAAAUUCAAAAACUUGAAAUAUCUUAUGGUGUUAGAAGUCUGAUCUUGUAGGGUAAUGAAAAGAAGAUAGUGAUUUAAACUCACUCUUGCUAAAUGUUGGACAGAGAUAGAGGUAAACUUAGCUCCCAUGUCAUCAUUAGCCACCAUCCUAUCCAAUCUUUUCCAAAUGAUUUCCUCUUUCUUCCUUUCAUUACACCAGGUGAAGGGAUUACCACUGUAUCCCAUAUCUGAGAGUCCACAUUCAGUUAAACACUCCAAAAAAAAUCAAUAUUUUUGCUCAAAUUAUGAGGGAUCCCACCUAAUUUUUCUUCAGGGUCAAGUAUGCAGUUAAAAUCACCACAUACUAUCCAGGGAUGAUUGAUAGUGGAUGUAAAGCCCCUCAUAUGUUCCCACAAAUUGACCCUACCAGCAGAUCUGGUCCUUGUAUACACCACUGAUAUGUAAAUUUCCACAUUGACCUUGUUAUGCAGGAUUUUACAGGCGAAAGUUUCAUCGAAUUUUGACCUAAUUGUGUCAAUUUGGGGUCUUGAUUUCAGAAAAUGGCUGAUAUCACUGUCAAGAACGCUACUGGCUCUGGUGCAAAGAUUGUCGCCUCUUCCAGUCGCAACACAACUGUCCCUGCGAUGGCUGCGGCAGAGAAGCCCAAAAAAUUUUCGGGCAUAGACUUUAAACGCUGGCAACAGAAAAUGUUCUUCUACUUAACAACCCUCAAUCUGCAAAAAUUUAUUACUGAGGAAGUUCCUGUUCUACUAGAAGAGACUCCGAACAACGAACAUUUCGUCCUGACAGAGGCAUGGAAUCAUUCUGAUUUUCUACGUAAAACCUAUAUUCUCAAUGGGCUGGAUGAUGGUCUAUAUAAUGUCUAUAGCGGCUGUAAGACGUCUAAGGAAUUAUGGAAUGCUUUGGACAAGAAAUAUAAGAUCGAGGAUGCUGGGUUGAAAAAGUUUGUUGCUGCGAAGUUCUUGGACUUUAAAAUGGUAGAUCAUAAAUUUGUCAUGUCGCAGGUCCAAGAACUUCAAGUGAUUACACAAGAUCUUCUUGCGGAAGGAAUGGUAGUCAAUGGAGCUUUCUAGGUUGCGGCCUUUGUGGAAGGAUUUUAAAAACUACUUAAAGCACAAACGUAAGGAAAUGACAUUAGAAGAUCUAAUCGUCCGUCUUAGAAUUGAGGAAGACAACAGAUCUGUUGAGAAGAAGACCAAUGGAAAACAAGCAAUAAUAGGGGCAAACACCGUUGAAACUGCCCCGACAAGUACAAAGAAAAGGAAGCGGGCUUCUGGAGGGAAGAAUGUUCCAAGCAAGAAGAAAUUCAAAGGAAGUUGUUACAAUUAUGGCAAAAUUGGACACAUGGCUUCAGACUGUCGUGCUCCGAAAAAGGAUAAGGAGAAGAAGAAAGGUCAAGCCAAUAUGGCUGAAAUGAAUAAUGAAGUGGAUAAUCUAUGUGCCAUGUUGUCCGAAUGCAACUUGGUAGGUAACCCGCGAGAAUGGUGGAUAGACUCGGGUGCUACUCGCCACGUGUGUUCUAACAAGGAAUUCUUUUCUUCUUAUGAUGCAGUUGGACCCAACGAGACGAUCUUCAUGGCCAAUUCUGCUAUUGCCAAAAUCAAGGGAACAGGCAACAUUGCCUUGAAGAUGACGUAUGGAAAGAUUGUGACGCUCAAGAAUGUCCUUCAUGUUCCAGAAAUGCGGAAGAACUUAGUCUCAACUUCACUACUAGUCAAGAAUGGAUUGAAAUGUGUUUUUGUUUCUAAUAAGGUUGUUGUUAGCAAAAACGAUAUGUAUGUUGGAAAGGGCUACCUCACAGAGGGUCUUUUCAAACUCAAUGUAAUCUCAAUUGAUAUGAAUAAAAUUUCUCCU